CAGCUGUGCAUCCUUUUAUCCCGCUCUACAUUCUCUUCAAAUCUAACAAACAAUUUUGAACAACCUUUACAAACAAAUUCCUCCAACAUGAAGCUGUUUAUCGUCCUGUUUGCACUAGCUGCCUACGCAAUGGCCGAAGCCGGUCCAAAUCUGGAAGCGAGAGCUGGGUGCUCCCAGAAGGGACAAUUUUGCAAUGAUGGCACAUUCCUGUGCUGCCCGGGACAAGGAAGCUGUAGUGGAGGCGUGAUUGCUAAGAAGAAAUAUAGUGCAAUUGAGCCACCAUCUACUGAGGGAGUGCAGAGGUCGCCUUAG
Messenger RNA from Penicillium samsonianum, 312 nucleotides. RefSeq lists its product as uncharacterized. The transcript has 2 exons. Bases 88 to 312 code for a protein of 74 amino acids. The record is from RefSeq and is a predicted model, not a curated record. NCBI's taxonomy places the organism in Eukaryota, Fungi, Ascomycota, Eurotiomycetes, Eurotiales, Aspergillaceae.